Oncorhynchus tshawytscha (Chinook salmon) is the source of this 1022-nucleotide messenger RNA. RefSeq names its product glypican-6-like. Gene Ontology annotation, cellular component: plasma membrane; extracellular region; cell surface. The transcript has 3 exons. The record is from RefSeq and is a predicted model, not a curated record. Gene Ontology annotation, biological process: regulation of protein localization to membrane; cell migration; regulation of signal transduction. The coding region runs from base 1 to 798 and encodes 265 amino acids. Lineage: Eukaryota; Metazoa; Chordata; Actinopteri; Salmoniformes; Salmonidae.
AUGGUUAAAGGUUACCUGUCUCACCACAGGAGUGAGUUCUUCCUGGAGCUCCUCGACAACAGUGAGAAAUCCCUGAAUAACAUGUUCACGCGGACCUACGGGAAGCUGUACAUGCAGAACAGUGAGCUGUUCCAGGACCUGUUCACGGAGCUGAAGCGUUACUACACUGGGGGGAACGUCAACCUGGAGGAGAUGCUGAAUGACUUCUGGUCCCGUCUGCUAGAGAGGAUGUUUCAGCUGCUGAACUCUCAGUACCACUUCACCGACGACUACUUGGAGUGCGUCAGUAAAUACACUGACCAGCUGAAGCCUUUCGGUGACGUGCCCAGGAAACUAAAGGCCCAGGUCACGAGGGCCUUCAUCGCUGCAAGGACCUUCGUCCAGGGCCUCAUGGUGGGCAGGGAGGUGGCUAACAGGGUGGCUAAGGUGAAUGUGGCCCCCGCCUGCAUCAGGGCCCUGACUAAGAUGCUGUACUGUCCGUACUGCAGGGGCCUGCCUGGGCUGAAGCCCUGUCAUAACUACUGCCAUAAUGUGAUGAGAGGCUGUCUGGCUAACCAGGCUGACCUAGAUCCUGAGUGGAACCUGUUCAUAGGUGAGAAAACACAUGACAUGUCCUCUCUCUCUCUGUGUGUGUGUGUGUGUGUGUGUGUGUGUGUGUGUGUGUGUGUGUGUGUGUGUGUGUGUGUGUGUGUGUGUGUGUGUGUGUGUGUGUGUGAUCGUUCUAUGAUUUACUAUGUUCUGUUUGUUGUGCCUGGGACAGUGGUGUCUUUCAAACUAAACCCUGGUCCCUGCUGUUAGAGCCUGAUAACUAAACCCUGGUCCCUGCUGUUAGAGCCUGAUAACUAAACCCUACUCCCUGCUGUUAGUUCCUGAUAACUAAACCCUGGUCCCUGCUUUUAGAGCCUGAUAACUAAACCCUGCUGUUAUAGCCUGAUAACUAAACCCUGGUCCCUGCUGUUAGAGCCUGAUAACUAAACCCUGGUCCCUGCUGUUAGAGCCUGAUAACUAAACCCUGCUGUUAG